Molecule: messenger RNA, 2194 nt
Organism: Anolis sagrei ordinatus
Lineage: Eukaryota; Metazoa; Chordata; Lepidosauria; Squamata; Anolidae
Source: RefSeq, a predicted model, not a curated record
AGUGAGAGAAAGCAAGGUGCACAGCAAAUACAUGCAAAGGGAAGGGAGCAAUGACAGAAAGCAAGGGGCAGAGAAAACAUGCGAAAUGGAGAAAGCAAGGUGCACGGCCAAUACAUGCAAAGGGAAGGAUUAGGGUUACAGCUGCAAAGGGAGAAAGCAAGGAGCAGAGAAAAUAUGCAAAGGGGAGCAAGCAAGAGGCAGAGAAAAAACAAGCAAAGACAAAGCAAUGAGCAGAGAAAACAGACGCAAAGGGAAGGCAGCAAAGAGAGAGCAAGGUGCGGAGGAAGCUUGUAAAGGGGAGAAAGAAAGGUGCAUAGAAAAAAUAAGCAAAAGGAAGAGAGCAAUGACAGAAAAUAAGGUGCAUAGAAGACACAUGCAAAGGGGAGAAAGCUACGUGCAAAGAAAACACAUGCAAAGGAAAGGGAGCAAUGAGAGAAAUCAAGGUGCACAGAAAAAAUACAAAGGGGAGAAAGGAAGGUGCACAGAAAACAUGCAAAAGUAAGGGAGCAAAGAAAGAAAAUGCAGAGAAAACAUGCAAAGGAAGGGAGCAAAGACAAAAAGCAAGGAUGCAGAGAAGGCACAUACAAAGGGGAGAAAGCAAGGUGCAGAGAUAACAUGCAAAGAGCAGAGAAAACAUGCAAAGAGAAAAAGCAUGGUGCACAGAAAACAUACAGAAGAGAAAGCAAGGUGCACAGAAACAGAUGCAAAAGGAAGGGAGGAAAGAUAGCAAGGUGCAGAGAAAAUAUGCAAAGGGGAGCAAGCAAGGGGCAGAGAAAAAAGAAGCAAAGGGAAGGGAGGAAAGGGAGACAGCAAGGGGCAGACAACACAGAUGCAAAAAGGAGAAAGAAGGGUGCACAGAAAAUAGAUGCAAAAGGAAGGGAAGAAAGGGCGAAAGCAAGGGGCAGACAACACAGAUGCAAAGAGAAAAAGCAAGGUGCACUGAAAAUACAGGAGAGAAAGCAAAGUGCAGAGAAAACAGAUGCAAAAGGAAAGAAGCAAAGAGAAAAAAGCAAGGUGCACAGAACAUAUGCAAAGAGCACAGAAAACAUGGAAAGAGAAAAAGUAAGGUGCACAGAAAACAUACAGGGGAGAAAGCAAGGUGCACAGCAAAUACAUGCAAGGGGAAGGGCCAGGGUUACAGCUGCAAGGGGAGAAUGCAAGGGGCAGAGAAAACAUGCAAAGGGGAGCAAGCAAGAGGCAGAGAAAAAAUAAGCAAAGACAGAAAGCAAGCGGCAGAGAAAACAUAUACAAAGGGGAGAAAGGAAUGAGCACAGAAAACAGAUGCAAAAGGAAGGGAACAAAGACAGAAAGCAAGGGGCAGAGAACACAGGUGCAAAGAGAAAAAACAAGGUACACUGAAAACAGGAGAGAAAGUAAAGUGCAGAGAAAACAGAUGCAAAAGGAAGGGAGCAAAGAGAAAAAGCAAGGUGCACAGAAAACACACAGGACAGAAAGCAAGGUGCACAGCAAAUACAUGCAAAGGGAAGGGAGCAACACAAAUGCAAGGUGUGGAGAAAACAUACAAGGCAGAAAGCAAAGUGCAGAGAAAACACAUGCAAAGGGAAAGGAGCAAAGAAAAAGCAAGGUGCACAGAAAAUACAUACAAAUGGGAGAAAGGAAGGUGCACAGAAAACAUGCAGAAGGAAGGGAGCAAAGAGAAAACAAAGUGCAGAGAAAACAUGCAAAGGAAGGGAGCAAAGACAAAAAGCAAGGGGCACAGAAAACACAUGGAAAGGAAAGAGCAAUGGCAGAAAACAAGGUGCACAGAAAACAUACAAAGGGGAGAAAGGAAGGUGCACAGAAAACAUGCAGAAGGAAGGGAGCAAAGAGUAAACAAAGUGCAGGGAACACAUGCAAAGGAAAGGGAGCAAUGACAAAAAACAAGGUGCACAGAAGACAUACAAAGGGGAGAAAGAAAGGUGCAGAGAAAACAUGCAAAAGGAAGGGAGCAAAGAAAGUGCAGAGAAAACAUGCAAAUGAAGGGAGCAAAGACAAAAAGCAAGGGGCACAGAAAACACAUACAAAGGGGAGAAAGCAAGAUGCAGAGAAAACACAUGCAAAAGGAAGGGAGCAAAGACAGAAAGCAAGGUGCAGAGAAAACUCAUUCAAAGAGCAAAGAAAACAUGCAAAGAGAAAAGGCAAGGUUUAGAGAAAACAUGCAAAGGGGAGAGAGCAAGGUGCAGAGAACACAUGC